AUGACUGAGCCAAAGCCUUCGUCCAAAACCUUGGAAGGAUUCCUCGAAGAGGGUAAGGUGAAAUACGAGAGUGACACCGCUGCCUCGAUCAUCUACAAACAUCCUCCAUCCACGCCACUGGCGUGUGACAACACGCUCAUCUCGCCGAAUCCAAUCGUGAAACGCGAUGAGGUGCCUUUACCCAUUGCACAGCGUGCAAUUGUCGACCCUACGUCGGGAGUGGUGCACAACACUUUCGAUGAAGAUCAAGCACAACAUUUUCAGUCGGUCGAUGACCGCAUGCGCCAAGCACAAAUUGUAGCCUCAGCCAAUGCUCACAGUGGCUACCGCUUCACCCCACCGACUGAGGAUGAGAGUAUCCGUCAGACUGCCGGGCAGUCAUUCGCAACAUGGAUCACGGGACCUAGGGCUGUCACAGCCACUGCAGCAAUAGUGAAGAGGGAUGCUUUCAGAGCGAUAUACUUGGAUGUUGAACGUAUGACCUCUCAAGGACACGUUGGCAGGCUGAAUCUGCAAGCACAAAUUGCGUCUGUGUCCGCCUUGCAAUCAACACCCAUCGUUCUCUUCCCUGGUGAGACAGCGGCGGACAGUGAUGUCGUUUUCACGCGUUAG
This is a messenger RNA of Peronospora matthiolae, 612 nucleotides long. The record is from the annotation of a GenBank genome assembly. Lineage: Eukaryota; Oomycota; Peronosporomycetes; Peronosporales; Peronosporaceae.